This is a messenger RNA of Cavia porcellus (domestic guinea pig), 6021 nucleotides long. RefSeq names its product KLF transcription factor 13 (gene Klf13). Bases 149 to 1021 code for a protein of 290 amino acids. NCBI's taxonomy places the organism in Eukaryota, Metazoa, Chordata, Mammalia, Rodentia, Caviidae. Gene Ontology annotation, biological process: regulation of transcription by RNA polymerase II. Gene Ontology annotation, molecular function: DNA-binding transcription factor activity, RNA polymerase II-specific; RNA polymerase II cis-regulatory region sequence-specific DNA binding. The transcript is spliced from 2 exons. The record is from RefSeq and is a predicted model, not a curated record.
CAGCCCAGCCGAGGAGGGCGCGCCGCGCCCCCGCCCCCCGCCGCCCGCCCGCCCGCCCGCUCGCUCGCUCUCCCGCUCUCCCGAGGCCGUGGGUGCGGAUGCGCCGCUGACGACUCGAGCGCCCAGCACCGCCGCCACCGCCCGCAGCAUGGCAGCCACCGCCUAUGUGGACCACUUCGCCGCCGAGUGCCUCGUGUCUAUGUCCAGCCGCGCGGUCGUGCACGGGCCGCGGGAGGGGCCGGAGCCCCGGUCCGAGGGCGCGGCCGCCGCCGCCGCCCCCGCGCUGCCCCGGGCCGAGGAACGGCGAGAUGGCAAGGACAGCGCCUCGCUCUUCGUGGUGGCCCGGAUCCUAGCGGACCUCAACCAGCAGGCGCCCGCGCCCGCCCCGGCGGCGGAGCGCCGAGAAGGUGCUGCCGCCCGGAAGGCGAGGACCCCCUGCCGCCUGCCGCCCGCGCCCCCGCCCGCCCCCGAGCGCGGCGCACCCGGCGGGGAAGGCGCGGCGGCCGCGCCCCCCAGCCCCGUAUGGAGCGAGCCCGAGGCCGGGCUGGAGCCCGAGAGGGACCCGGGACCUGCGGGCAGCGGCGAGCCCAGCCUCAGACAAAGGGGCCGGCGGGGCCGAAGUCGCGCCGACCUGGAGUCCCCGCAGCGGAAGCACAAGUGUCACUAUGCGGGCUGCGAGAAAGUUUACGGGAAAUCCUCGCACCUCAAGGCGCACCUGAGAACUCACACAGGUGAGCGGCCCUUCGCCUGCAGCUGGCAGGAGUGUAACAAGAAGUUCGCGCGCUCCGACGAGCUGGCGCGGCACUACCGCACGCACACGGGCGAGAAGAAGUUCAGCUGCCCGAUCUGCGAGAAGCGCUUCAUGCGCAGCGACCACCUGACGAAGCACGCGCGGCGCCACGCCAACUUCCACCCGGGCAUGCUGCAGCGGCGCAGCGGGGGCUCGCGGACCGGCUCGCUCAGCGACUACAGCCGCUCCGACGCCAGCAGCCCGGCCGUCAGCCCGGCCAGCUCGCCCUGAGUGCGGCCGCAGCGCCCGGGACCCGGGACCCGGGACCCCGCCGACCACAGCCAUGAGCAGCCGCUCUCCUCCUCCUCCUCUUCCUCCUCGCGUCAGGCCCUGCCCCUUCCUUUUGUACUAAGAAAGCAGAGUGCGAACUUGAUGAAAAGUCCAUGAAAAACACUUUUCUUCACCUCAGGUGUCAAUGUCAGUUUGUAAAAAAAAAAAUUCUUUUUUCCAAAAAAAAAAAAAAAAACAACCCAACACCCCACCAUCCACAAAUUGCACAAAUCGUGACAGCCACGAAGUUGAAAUUGAGUGGUGUUGACCCCGUACUCAGGGAUGGACAAGUUCCACGAGGUCAGCGGGGCGUCCCUUCCUGCGCCUUACUCUGUACAUAGAUUUGCACUCUGGAGUUUUCCACCGCGUUUGGGAACACAGGGACAGAGCAGGUGACUCGUGUCCUGUCCUGGGUCGGUCGUUGGCCUCAGACGUGGUCACUGAUGCAAGUGGCAAGGCCCGAUCCCCUUCCUGCCCACCUCCAGGCCUCUAACCUAGCCCGGGGCCCGGCUCAGGACGCGCAGGGGCCCGAGGGACAGACCACCUCGGAGGGAUGCCUUAACCCGGACUCCACCUGGAGGGCUGCGGAGAGAGGCCCCUGCCUUGCCUGCUGGUCUUGCCGUCUCCCCACCCUCCAAGGCCUCUCCCCAGGCCACAGGCAACUGGAAGCAGAGACCAUCGCACCCGAAGGCCUCCAGGAGACGGGCUCCCCUCACCUUUGUUCCGUGCUUUCCCGGGAAAGUGAGAGCUGGGAAUGCCGGUGUUGGGUGUUGGUGUGUCUUCGCUGACCUCUCCAUCCACGGUGGCUGGGGAGGUCCCUCUGUACAGCCGGUGAUGCCCCACGUCAGUCAGUCAGUCAGCGCUGCUCGGAGGCUGCCCGAGGGCAGCAGAGCGGAAGCUGGACUGUCCUUUUUCAGCAGCGAUGCAGCGUGUCACAGGUCUCUGUGGAGAGUGUGCCAUCCGUUUUCUCUCCGAGGACUCCAGCCGGAAAGCCGAGGAGAAUGCCUCUCUCAGACCCUCCAUGUCCCCAGUGCAGACGCCUGCAUCGCUUCUCCCUGUCUCAGACUUCUGCCCGCCCCCCAGCACCUCUCCAUAGUAGAGAAGCGGAGAGCUGAGGCCUGUGGCCUGCAGUCCCAGCCGGGGCUGGCUAAGGACCCUGGGCCAGGGCAGUGAGGCCAUGCUCCACAGAGCUCCCGGGACCCCUGGAGGGUCCAUCCCAGCUCCCCAUGGCUCAGGCGCUGCCUUCCAUUGCUCUGAAGAGUUAAGGCCUGCACACACAAGGCCGCAGAGUGUGUGUGUGUGUUUGUGUGUGUGUGUGUGUGUACACGCAAGUGUUAUAAGGAAGGACUGGGUGUCUUGCAGAGACCUCAUCUCGAUGAGGAGGAACGACCCUUGGGACUCGGAGGGCCGUGCACCGGCUCCCGGGUCCGGAGUGCCUUGGCUGUAGCCUUCCACUUCGGCCCCAUCGCUCACACUGUGUGUGGUGCUGCACAGAAAGCCUGGGACCCCACCCAGCCUGGGCAUCUGUGUGCAGCGGCUUUGCGGUUGGCACCGUCCAUCUGUGGCGCUCCAGGUGCCCACUGUGGCUCCACUGCGUGUCGGGUGGGAGUGGCUGGUGGCGUGCGUGGCUUCUGCGUUGUGGAGUGGUGGGUACCCAGUUAGGCUGUGGCUUGAUUAUGCUGUGGGUGGGGUUUGGGGGUGGGAUUGUGUGGUUGGGCACAGGGCUGGCCGUCCUGGUGCUGUGGGGCCCUGCGGCCGCCCAGCUCACAUGCAUUUAGUCUGGGAGAGCGAAUGGAGUAUAUGGUAGGGACCUUGAAUGAAGAGAGCCCUGGGUGCUUGGGGUGUGACGGUCUUCACCUUCACGCCCAGUUCCAAAGUGAGGUCCCUCCCAAUGUCGUUUCUGUGUGAAGCAGAGAAAGCCACGCUCUGACACAUUUCACGUCUCAGGAAUUUACAUUCCAGGUUCAGGAAUUUUAUUCCAAAGUCCUUUGGUGCACCCACAUCUAUGCUUCUGAGGGCAGGAGAGGGAGCCGUGUCCUCCAGAGGCCACAGAGCGUUCCGCACGGGCCCAGUCUCCUGUGAUCUGCCCGCAGCAUCCCAGAAGGAGGCUUCAAACUCUGCAUUGUCUCCGCAUGGGAAGGGGGAAAGGACUCUAAACCCGUCACCUUGGAAUAAAAGAAAGAGCUGGUUUGUCUUAGAGUGGGAUGGGGGGUGGGGGAGGGCGAGUGGGCGUAGGCUGUUUCCAAAGAAAGCACUUAAUUUAACUUUGCUCUCAGCGACCCAGGGCGGUUCCGUCGGACAGAUGGAAGGGUAACGUUGCCUUAACACAGAAUAUGCAGGCUCAGGCUGUGUUGGCAGACUGUGUCUUCACGCCCAGAGCGGCUCUCCUCAAUGGCAGGGUGUAGUCCUCCAGUCUCGGUCUGGCCUGGGACACGGGGACAUGGUACCUGGAGGGAGUCCCCCAGGCACCUGGCUGGACCCCUGGGAAUCAUCUGGGUUUUAAUUCAUCUCAUCAUGGGGUGGGGGUGGGGGAACCAGCGAAUCUCAGGCUCGUGCGGAAGGGUUCUCAGAGCAGGUUUCCAUCUCAUCAUGAAGGGAGGGCUGCCUUCUGAGGUGGGGUGUCUUCCCAGCCUGGGUCUGCUGCUGGGGCUUCCGUGUUUGUGAUUUGUAGUCAGGCUUGCGGGUUUCAGUUUCAGGUGGAAGUGGGAUUAAGGAACCCCUGGGGCUCCUGGAAAUCAGUGACAAGUCAAACCUGCAUUUGGGGGUAGACUUUAAUUUUAGCGGGGCAGGGAAGCAGAAAUCUCACAAUGAAGGGUGCCUAGAUGGAGAGAGAGAGCCACUGCAAAAGGGUUAAGAGUGGUUCUGGACCAGCCAUCAGGGAGCUCUGUCCCAGACAGCAAGACCCCUCUCACUGUCAGCCAUAUGGGGGAACAGUGGUCAGCUCCCCAAAUGCCUCCUGAGUCCUGCAGCCAUACAGAAACGGAGAGGGCACUGAGGUCCUCUCUGAUGGGUGCUAUGUAGUGAUGGGCAGGGAUGCCCUCGGUGGGAGUGUGAUGCUGGAGGUGCCCUAAUGGCACCCCACUGUACCUCCCAUCCAUGACACUUGAGGCACAAGAUCCCCAUCCCAGCCUCCAAGUCAUUGUGAGGCACUGCACUGGGGCAGGCUGCCAAGGUGCAGCCUCCAGGUGUGAGCAUCUACACACCGGUGACCCCAGACCUCACUGUGACUUGGGCGAUGGCUCAUGCCAGUGAGGAUGGGUCAGAGUGGAGAUGGGCAGAGAGGGCUGGCAGCUGACCCCCAAGGGAGGUGUGGCAGAGCCACUGUCUCCAUGAAGACUUCCUGGUCCCAGCCCAGAGUGUCCCGAAGACCCAGCCUCUUUCUUGCCAGAAGCAGGUGCUAGGAUGGCGUGUGCAGGGUCAUCACACCUCUGGGGCUUCCCCUGGGGCCUCCACUGGGCAGGGUGCCCUCACGGGGCAGACAAGAGCUGGGCGACAGUGUGGCCUCGCUCCUCAGCGCCUGGCUGUGGCUUUGUUUACAAGGCAAGCUGAUUAUUUUAACUUCCGACAGGUGUCACUGAAGUUUUUUAACCCGUUUUUAAAAGGUCAUGUAGUCCAAGGCACAGUGCUGGAAGGUUUUAAGGAAUGAAGUGUUGGUCACAUCGUGAUCAGUAAGAAAUGCUUUGCAGGUCACCUACAUCUUUUGCUGCCCAAUUUUUCCACGUGUGAUUCUUGGUGACCCUUAUUCUUCCCAAGCUAAAAAUCCAGAUGUGGGCUGAUGGGUUUUUGAAUCUGGAUGGCCCAGAAGGUCCAGGUCCUCUGACUGACUUUCCUGAUUCGGAAGCUUUCCAGGGUUUGUCCUGGCCACAUUCCAGAGAACUUUGGACCAGAAUUGGGAUGCACAAUCCAGCUUACUACUGAGUAACGCCUGAGCACCGCUGAGGGAGUGGCCAGCCCGGCCCUCGCCACUCGGAAGAGUAGACUUGGUGUUCCCGGUCACCACAGGGGAGGGAGGCCACCCUUGGUUUCUGCUGACCCCUACGGAGCUGCCGGACUUGCAGCGCAGCCCCCUGGUCCUCCCCAACCUUUUCUGUUCUCGUACAGCUUUAAAAUUCACUUCUUUUAUUUAGAAACAAAGAGGAUGGGAGAGAGCCUCCUCUUUCGUGAGGUGUGCUCCCGGACACAGCUCCUGGGGCUCUGGAGCCCUGGCCUCCCUGAUGUCUUCCUCAGGGACCUGUUGAUAGGCUGCUGUGCACACGCCUUUGGAAGCCUAGUGCAUGAGCUGAGUGUCUCUGAGAAGUCCAUCCCGGAGAGCCCACAGCCUGGACUUGGAGGAUUCCUCCCUGCGGUUGCCAGACAUCCGCAAAGGAGAAGGAGGCUGCUUCCCACUGUGGCUCAGACCCACAGGGUAUCUUGACCGUGGGGCCUGUUCCUGCCUGCUUCUGGGUCUGAGACUUACCCAGCCUGCGGGUACACAGUGCUGGGGACCUCAUCCCGAUCAGGGCUUGCUGCAGCUCUGGGGCUUUGCAGUCGUAGUUGGAUUGGUUACACCCAGGCAACCCCUUCUGGAACAUCCAGAGCCGUCGGUGGGGCUUAUCUGGAAUCCUUUGCCAAAAUCCCAAGGCAGAAUCCAAGGGUCCAAGACCCUUUCCAUCAAGUUCACAUUUUCUUUCUCUGUAAGACUUGUUUCUUUUUAACCAGCUCCCCACCAUGCUUCCAAAGGCCACCUUUCAUUUUUCCUGGAUCACUACAGUGAAGUAUUACAGUUGUACAGCUCCCAAUCUGGCCUUGGCUUGCUGAAAGAAAACUUUGUAUGUAUUUUGUAAGGCAUAGAUUCUAUAUUGUAAUGAUGUCCUAUGCAAAAAGAAAAAAAAUUAAUGAAAUUGUAAAUUUUAUUGUUUUAACAUGUAUGCAUGUUUAGUGACGUUUACAUUUUGAAAUAAAGUUUAUGAUUCAUUAUUUUA